AAGGCCUGAACAAGAGAGAGAAAAAGAAGGAAUUGGGGGAGAGAGAGAGAGAGAGAGAGAGAGAAGAGACGAACUCUCUCUGUAGCUGCUGCUCUUUCUUUGCUGUAAGGGAAGGCCUAAUAUCUCUUCACACUUCCAUUUUGGUGGAUAUUUGAUAUUUUUCGGUGAUGUCUAUGAAUGGCAAUAAUCCCCCGAAGAACCUAUCUUCGUCGCCCUUUGGUAAUGCGGGGAUGGUGCCUCCUCCUAUGCCUGGAAACCCUGCAUUCUCACAAGCUCAACUCAGCGCUGGUUUUCAAGCUCAGUAUCAGCUAUCCCAAGCUCAGGCCCUUGCUCAGGCUCAGUCGAAAGCUCAAGCUCAAGCUCAAGCUCAUGCCCAACUCCAAGCACACUUACAAGCCCAAGGUUUGUCCCUUAACCAGGCUCAGAAUGCGGGCUUUGGGACAUUAGGUUCGUCUUCACCCUCCAUGUCUACUCCUGGCAGUGCAAGUGCAAAGAGGAUCCUUCAAAGGCCCCCCAUGCGCCCUCCUGGUGUUCCUAUGAUGAACACAAUGUCACCUUUGAGAACAAUGGAACUUACAGACGCUGCACGUAGAAAGAAGCAGAAGCUUCCUGAGAAACAACUACAGGAUAGAGUGGCAGCAAUUCUUCCUGAAUCUGCUUUGUAUACCCAGCUUCUUGAGUUUGAGGCACGUGUUGAUGCUGCAUUAGCUAGGAAAAAAGUUGACAUCCAGGAAGCACUUAAGAACCCACCUUGUGUUCAGAAAACUCUUCGAAUAUAUGUUUUCAACACUUUUGCUAAUCAGAUUAAGACAAUUCCGCAGAAGCCUAAUGCAGAGCCUCCUACGUGGACCCUUAAGAUUAUUGGGAGAAUCCUGGAAGAUGGAGUAGAUCCAGAUCAACCUGGAUUUGUUCAAAGAACAAAUCCCUUAUACCCGAAGUUUUCAUCUUUCUUCAAGAGAGUGACAAUUUCAUUGGACCAAAGACUAUAUCCAGAUAAUCAUAUCAUUAUAUGGGAGCAUGCUCGAUCACCGACACCUAAUGAAGGUUUUGAGGUGAAGAGAAAAGGGGAUAAGGAGUUCACUGUGAACAUACGGUUGGAAAUGAAUUAUGUACCUGAGAAAUUUAAGCUUUCUUCUGCUUUAAUGGAAGUCCUUGGUAUUGAAGUUGAUACGCGCCCCAGAAUUAUUGCUGCAAUUUGGCAUUAUGUGAAGGCUAGAAAACUUCAGAGCCCAAAUGAUCCGACUUCCUUUAAUUGUGACGCACAACUUCAUAAAGUUUUUGGGGAAGAAAAAGUAAAAUUUACCAUGGUUCCACUGAAGAUAUCACAGCAUUUGUCUCCACCACCACCUAUACAUUUGGAGCAUAAGGUCAAGCUUUCGGGGAAUAGUCCUGUUGGGAACGUAUGCUAUGAUGUGUUAGUUGAUUUGCCCUUUCCCAUACAGAGGGAAUUGUCUGCUCUUUUGUCAAAUGCAGAGAAGAGCAAAGAGAUCGAGACCUGUGAUGAAGCAAUAUGUGCUGCCAUAAGGAAAAUUCAUGAGCACCGUAGAAGGCGUGCCUUCUUUCUAGGUUUCAGUCAAUCACCAGUGGAGUUUAUUAAUGCUUUAAUUGAGUCUCAGAGCCUGGAUGUGAAACUGGUAGCCGGGGAAGCUAGUCGAAGUUCUGAAAAAGAGCGACGAUCAGAUUUUUUUAACCAACCAUGGGUUGAAGAUGCUGUUAUCCGUUAUUUGAAUCGCAAGCCAGCUGCUGGAAGUGAUGCACCAGGAAGCAUAUGAAUCAUAAUUUUGAAACUUAAGUUGGUGCCUGGUACAUUCUUUCAUUGAUCCGUUCCAUUUAAUCGAAAUAGAUGUGCACUGUUGUUGGAUGACUAUUGAGAGGGAUAUAGGAAAGGAAGUAGAUUGUUUAGUCAUAAUUAUCAUCAAACUUCAUUAAAAAAAAGGGGGUAGAUUUUAGCAAGAUAGUAGUUUUUAUUUUGUUCAAAAUUGUAAUUUAUAUAUGGUAGAUUCAUGGUUGCUUUCUUGGUUUGACUUUAAUGUUUCUUCUUGGUUUAUGAAUGUAGAUUGACCAUCGGAAAUGCUCAAAUUUUGUUA
Messenger RNA from Gossypium raimondii (Peruvian cotton), 2087 nucleotides. RefSeq names its product SWI/SNF complex component SNF12 homolog. Lineage: Eukaryota; Viridiplantae; Streptophyta; Magnoliopsida; Malvales; Malvaceae. Bases 168 to 1772 code for a protein of 534 amino acids. The transcript has 3 exons. Gene Ontology annotation, biological process: regulation of transcription by RNA polymerase II. The record is from RefSeq and is a predicted model, not a curated record. Gene Ontology annotation, cellular component: SWI/SNF complex; nucleus.